AUGCCGGCCUUUCGCCAGCACUUGGACGCCGUCGCGGCGCAAAUAGACAGCAUAGCUCCUCAUGACGCCAUCCUCACGCCCCGGCAGCCUCUCGUGGACGCGCCUGCCAUCGCUUUCGAUGCGCCCAAGGCAGUACCGCUGGCCAAGCGGCAGAACGUGAUAUACACACAACAAGGCAUAAUACCUACCUACUACGAUCUCUCUGGGCCAGAGCCUGGCACCGUUGUCGGUAUUGUCCUUGGUAGUGUUGCUGGUUUUCUCCUCAUAUGUUGGUUGUUGCAAUCGCUCGUCAAUAGCUCGCGAUCCGCCGGCACUACGACCGCAAUGGCGGGAGAGGAGGAGAUUGUAGUGCGCAGACCACGGCGCAACUCACAUGGUGGUCGGUCAUCACGCCGCCGCUCCGAAGUGCGCGAAGUUAGUAGGAGCCCGCGGACGUCCGGCGCCCGAUCGCAAAUCAUUGUCGAAGAGAGACGGCAGCCGGUAAGGGCAAGGAGCAUCAUUGUGGAAGACAGACAUCGAGUGCCUGGCGACAAUGUAGUCGAGGUUAUCGAAGAACACGAGGACUAUCGUGAGAGAAGAGGAAGCCGAAGAAGUGGCCCUGGCUAUCGGUGA
Messenger RNA from Bipolaris zeicola 26-R-13, 612 nucleotides. RefSeq lists its product as uncharacterized. The transcript has a single exon. Bases 1 to 612 code for a protein of 203 amino acids. Lineage: Eukaryota; Fungi; Ascomycota; Dothideomycetes; Pleosporales; Pleosporaceae. The record is from RefSeq and is a predicted model, not a curated record.